This is a messenger RNA of Halteromyces radiatus, 1942 nucleotides long. RefSeq names its product WD40-repeat-containing domain protein. Gene Ontology annotation, molecular function: protein binding. The transcript is spliced from 11 exons. Lineage: Eukaryota; Fungi; Mucoromycota; Mucoromycetes; Mucorales; Cunninghamellaceae. The coding region runs from base 50 to 1714 and encodes 554 amino acids. The record is from RefSeq and is a predicted model, not a curated record.
UUUUUUUUUACUUUCAUCCAUAAAGUAAAAAGGACCCUUUGCUUUGAUCAUGUCAGUUUAUAAUCAUCGACCUAUGGUACCGACUACUCAAAACAGACUAUUAGAACUCCUUGAUAAUGUUCGGACAGAAUUUGAACAAUUAACUCAAGAUGCUAUUGUAUGUAAAAGUCAACGUGACGAAUUUGAAAUGAAAAUGAAUAGUCAAAUACAAGAAAUGGGUCAUAUUCAACAAAGUUUAUUGGAUUUGGAACAUGCACAACAACUUAUGAAAAAACAAUAUGAAGAAGAAAUUACUCGAUUACGUCAACAAUUGGAACAGCAUGGUCAACAUAUAUCAACUGGUAGUCCUAGUUACAACAAUACUGGAGCUACAAAUGGAUAUGUACAACCACCUCCACCAAUGUUAGAUUCAAAUCCUCCUCCUCAUACUAUGUAUUCAAAUGGUCCUCCUCCUCCACCACCAUCUGCCUCGCACGGUCCUCCUCCUCAUCCUUUGACUGGUUCUCCUUAUGCUAAUGGUAGUCCUUCAAAUACAUCUCCUCAAACUGUUGUUGCUCCUCCUACUCCAGUACAAAGAACACCUUCCAAUGCUGUUGUCAAGACAGGAGCUGGUCCUCCAAUGCAACAUGGUGACCUUCCUUCUACUUCUACUACUUCUACUACUACUACCACUACUACUACUGGUUUUUCAGAAAUGGAUCCUGAAACAAUUCCUGCUAAUAUGAAAGUAGAAGGUCCUGAUUGGUUUGCUUUAUUCAAUCCAAAAGUUCAACGUUAUUUAAAGGUCGAUCUUUUACAUACUUUUGAUCAUGGUAGUGUGGUAUGUUGUGUCAAAUUUAGUGCUGAUGGUCGAUAUCUUGCUGCUGGUUGUAAUCAAGCUACUUAUAUCUACGAUACUACAAAUGCUGCUCGUGUGGCUGUUCUUCAAGAUGAAAGUACAGGACGUGAUACAGAUUUAUAUAUUCGAUCAGUUAGCUUUAGUCCUGAUGGAAAACAUUUAGCUACAGGUGCCGAAGAUAAACAAAUCAGGAUUUGGGAUAUUGGAAAGAAACGUAUUCGACGUAUCUUACAAGGACAUGAACAGGAUAUUUAUUCUUUGGAAUUUAGUCGAGAUGGUAGUAUUCUUGUCUCAGGUUCUGGAGAUCGUACAGUCAAGAUUUGGGAUUGGGCAGAUGGUCGAUGUUUACAUACUUUACGUAUCAAGGAACAAGAUCAAAGAGAUCCUGGUGUGACUAGUGUGGCCAUAUCUCCUGAUGGAAGAUUUGUAGCAGCUGGUAGUUUGGAUAAAAUUGUACGUGUAUGGGAUGCAACUACUGGACAACAAUUGGAACGGUUGGAAGGACACAAGGAUAGCGUUUAUUCAGUUGCUUUCAUGCCAGAUGGAAAGACUUUGGUCAGUGGUAGUUUGGAUAAAACCUUACGUUUAUGGCAAUUAGGUACAAACAACAAUGCUUUCCGUCAAGUUUUUACUGGUCACAAAGAUUUUGUAUUAUCUGUGGCUACUACUCCUGAUGGUAAUUGGAUUGUUUCUGGUUCAAAAGAUCGUGGUGUUCAAUUCUGGGAUCCUCGUACUGGGCAAACUCAAUUCAUGCUUCAAGGUCAUAAAAAUUCAGUCAUUUCUGUAGCUGCUAGUCCUGGACGAAGACCUUUGUUUGCUACUGGAUCUGGCGAUAAUCGUGCAAGAAUCUGGAGCUUUGAACCUGUUAAUGCAUAAAAAAAAGAAAUUUUUUCUUUUUUAUAUCUUUUUACGUUGUACGGUGUUAUGAUUAAUUAGUUUAGUUAUUAUCUCUCUCCAUAUAUUAUUCCAUUAUUCCUUAUCUUCUUACUUUAGUUAUGAUAUUUUUUUUUUUUAUUAUCUAUGAUUUCUUUUAAAUUUAUAAGAAUACUCUCUUUAUUCUUUUGGGAACAUCUUGUGUACACUUCUAUUUUUUUUUUUUUUUUU